Molecule: messenger RNA, 1902 nt
Organism: Aspergillus niger
Lineage: Eukaryota; Fungi; Ascomycota; Eurotiomycetes; Eurotiales; Aspergillaceae
Exons: 4
Coding region: 1-1902 (633 amino acids)
Source: RefSeq, a predicted model, not a curated record
AUGGCGUCGAUGUUUGUUCCCUACCUAGAUGGAGAUAUAGGAGAGCGUAAGAUACAGACUUCCGAGUCUACUUUCCGGCGUCAGCGUGCAACCGACGUGGAGCGGCUCGACAUGGGAUACCUACAGGUGUGGCUAUAUGCAAUGCGACAUAAUCCGUUGAUGGCUCCGGACGCAAAGAAUGAUGAUGACCUGCUAGCUAAGCCAGUGCGUGCCAAAGCCGAUGAAAGAGCGAUCUACGAGAUGGCCGGACUUGCUCGCCGGCUCGGAUUCAAGUCUCCAGAAAUCGAUGUUUUGGUAGAUGGCUCCCCCGACCAUCAGAUUGCACGGGCGGCUCUGCUGCAGGCCAGGAAACCUAAUCGGUUCCGAUACGACACCAGACAGUUCGAUAUCCUGGUGAACCGAAUUGCCGAGUGCUUCGCAAUGGCGGCGCCCUACGAACCUGAUAUAGGACAUGAUCUUCUUGCAGACAGCACCAUGAAACCCCGGGCUCGCUGCGGGAUGCCACGAAAACGAACCCACAAGCAAGAUAGCCCUUUGCUCUUCCUGGACCCUUUUAUGUCCGCCGCUGUGUCUAUUUCCUUCUUCGGAAGAUCUGCACGACCUGAGCCCACUGUCAGCGACCGGGCCGGAGAGUCUCCCGGGGAUAUUCCCCGGUCGCCGUUGUUCGUCGGAGAAGAUGGUCCAUCUGGCGACCAUGGAUCCGCUCUGCAAGCGGCUUUACCAAGGGAGUCACCUCAACAAGAACAAGAACAGCCACAGGGGCAAGCGGCCCGACGGGAUGAGGAGCAAUGUUCUCUGCGCCGCCAGCAGGUACCGAGAGCUGAAAGAAAACGGGAUAUUGCGUCAGUUGCGUCCAACGGGAGAAGGGAACGACGAGUCCGAGGAGUACGACCCCAUGGAGUUGGAGUAUCUGAGCAUGGAGCCCUCGGAUCAGGAUAUGUCCGACUGUCAUCCCAGAAACUCCCUGACGAAGGCCCACAAGACAAAUCAACGCAGUCCGAUCCAGCGACCGCCCUCACGCCGCACCCCACACAUGGCCCUGCCGCCCUGGAAGAAGCAGAUGCCCAUAGCCAUUGCAUGAGAAUUUCACUUGAGGCAACCCCGCUUGAGCAGGACUCAGACAACAGAUCAACAGUAGAAGAUCCACCUCAGGACGAUGGUCUUGAAGAUCAGGCGCGUAUUGAUCAUCCAUCACAGCCACAGUCUACGGAAAUUGAGGACGGCAAUUCUUCGAGUAUUGGCGGCCCUGCUGGGCAACAACCGGUCUUGGUUGAAUACCUUGACCAACUGAUGAGGGCCCAGGAAGAACAGGGAAGGCUGGAGGAGGAGUUAGAACCACAGGCUGCUGUUCCAGAACCUUCUCAAGACCCAUCGCCAGCUUCUCACCAUGAAGAACAGCCGGAGCCCCCAGUGGAGAAUCUCGAACAUGUAGCACCUACUACCCAUGAUGAUGCCAGCCACCCCCUUGGUCAGGGUCCUCCCGCAGAUGAUGCUGGGCCUCCAGCCCCGGUGGAGGCACCACAACCACCAGCUUUUGUUGAGGUUUGCUUCUGGCGGUUUGAACGAGAGGAGUGGAAGCGGUCCGACCGCCUCCGAGUGGAUCCUUCCGAUCCGUCGCCGGUGGAACGAAUUGCAAGGAAGUAUUCAUCGAAGAACUAUUCGCUGUAUGAUCGGAAUCUACAAAGCCUCAGCCCCGCCCAGUGUUAUCGCGCAGCCACUGUCGACGGCAAUAAUGCCAUAUUCCUGAUCUCUGAGCAUGAAGAGCAGAGGCUUGCGGCCGAAGGCCGACUCACCAAGGACAAGCAGCUUCUAUCGUUGGUCUCUCGAGUGCUGGAUCGGGCCGAACCCGAACCGAUGUCCCCCACCAAACGUCACCGUUCCAUGUCGCUCGGGAAAUUGUGA